Bursaphelenchus xylophilus (pine wood nematode) is the source of this 2006-nucleotide messenger RNA. The record is from the annotation of a GenBank genome assembly. Lineage: Eukaryota; Metazoa; Nematoda; Chromadorea; Rhabditida; Aphelenchoididae.
AUGGGCACGUGGUUAAACCGAGUCACAUGCACCUUCUUCCGUCAUCCGCAACAUCUGCCACCGUCCCCCACUCCACCGAUCCUAUAUCCAUCUCCGUCUUAUCACCCAACGGCCCCUUCAACACAUGAACACCCGCCUUCAUCCAGACCGCAUCACCAGCAGCACUGCACACCACCACAAGACAACAAUCAAUUGACUGCUCUGCUCGCGAAUCUCCUCGCCAACACCAUCAACAACCAAUCACCUUACCAUCGUGGACGACGCGGAGGGCGAGGACGACAUUAUCCGAGAGGGGGUGUGUAGGUGGUUACACCAUCUAAGUCAAGAGGUCUCAACACGAAAACAAGAGGGACCAAAAGCCACGUCAACAACACAACGGAUUUUUGGCUUCAGUGUGGAGAUUGAAUUGGUGAGAAACUGUUGUUUUUAUUUACCCCUUUAGUUAUUUAGUAAAUAGUAGUUUAGGUUAGAUAAUAAUUAGAGUAUUAUUUUGUUUAUAUAAACGUAGUUAGUUUAUUUUGUCCUUUUUAGUUAGUUUAUUUUGUCCCUUUAGUUAGUCUAACUUGUCUCUCUUUAUUUAGUCUUUGUCUCCGAUAACAUAAUUAUUCCGUCUUAUUGUAUUUGGUCUUGUGCGUGUUAAUUUGAAACUACUGUCAAUAAAAAGUCAUAAUUGAAAUUAUCGGAUAUUGAAUUUUAUCGAGAAAAUAGGUGAACCAAAUAAAUUGGAUUAGCCGCUGAAGGAGAUAAGAGUCCUGGUGUUUAACCCACAAAGAAGUAAUAAGAGCCUAUGAUACACACGGUUUUGACCCGAUAUCGUUUGCAUAUCCUCAGAAUAUUGUUUUUCCGAUCCGUAUUCAUUAUCUACAACAAUAAAAUCGACCAACUCAGCAAGCAAAAUAAGUUUUUACAAGGUUGAUCAAAAUUUUCUGCGCACCAGAAACCUUAAAGUACGCGCGUCGCCAUAACUAGGGAACACUUGGCCAUUUUUUUAAAAUAAAUCGCGUCGGGACCAAAAUUAACUUGAAAUCGUACGUGUGUACGGUAGAAAAAUAAUUUUUCUGCGGCUGGAGCCGAGAAUUAUUUGUUGCGUUGUUGACAAAAUUGUCGAGUUGGUGGAUCAGUGUUUAUAAUUUCUUUUGAUUUUUGAAUAAAGUUUCGUUUUUGUGUUGAAAUGUCCCAUUAUUUCUGCCAGACGGUUUUUAAGGCCGAAUUUUUAUCUUCCGGCAGACGUUUUCAGGGAUCUGGAAGCGAAGAUCGGAAGAAGGUCAUCUCGAGCUAUUAUCGGCUAAGGUAUGUUUAUAUUGUCAAUUACUUCAUGCUUUUUAGGUUAUCAUGUGGUUUUUGUGGGAUUUAAGUUUUGAUGAAUUUCUCAUAUUGUUUUAGGUGAAAAGUAUGGAGUUUUGAUAAAGAGACAAUGCAAAAAAGCUUUGAAUUUACACAUGAUGCAGCUGUAGUUCGUUUCGAAGGAUCUAGAGGGGUUUUAGUUCAUUUUAAGUGGAAUUCGACACUAAUUUCAUACUGUUUCAUCUUUAGAUCCGCAAGCUCAACACUGAGGUCCGAUGUGUUUCUCCUCAAUAAUUGCGUACCAAGCAGAAGGACGAGUUGAUCAUCGAAGGAAACGAUCAUAAGGCCCACCGAAAACAGAUAUCCGGUAAUUUCAUUGGUCCUCGGCCACAUUCUCAGCUCGAGACAGUACACGGGAUGGAGACAAUCAUAUGUCGACAGGUAUGUUGUGUUUUUAACCGGCAGUCAUUUUACAGGUUGAAAAUUAGGUUUCUAUCAGUCUGUCGGGAAAAUAACGGUGGAUCGUCGCAUCAAAAUGUCUCGCUUCCAAAUCUUCAGCUUCGGCAGCCGUCGCAAAGCGAUCAUGGGCGAUUCCGAGGCGCGACGAUCCGCCGUUAUUUUCCCGACAGACUGAUAUAUAUGUGUGAUAGUAGUUUCUUGCAGAUAACUUCACCCUCCGGUCAAAAACGUCCAUCCAGCCAGAGCACAACACCUUCGAAUAA